AUGAUUAAUAUAUUUAAAUCUGACUUUGAAAGACAUCUAUUAUAGAGUUCAAUACUGAAUAAUGCUGCUUAAUUAAAUGUGACCGAUUUGAAAUACCUAAUGAAAGGAUUCUAAGAAUAGCUAACUCCAAUUUCAAUACGAACUAUAUUUAAGAAGUUUUUUAAUGCACUUCCAUAAAAAACUUCUUACAGAGUCAAAUUAAAAAUUUUGGCUGCAUGUCAUGUUUUAUUAGAUGAUUUAAUGCAUGGUCCAAUAUUUGCAGAACAUCUUAAUGAUUGGGAUGGGUUUUUAGAUGACUCUAAUUAAAAUGAAGACAAAUUUGUAGAUUUCUAUUUUCAGGUUUUAUAAAGAUUUGCUAAUAGCAUUUCUCUAAUAAAGAUGGUCAAAAGUUAGAAAACCUAUUCAAUCAAGUGUAUUAAUAUUCAAUAAAGUUAGAGUUUGAAGGAAUUUAAAAUAUGUAUUAUAAAGCGAUAAACCUAUUAAAUUUUAUAUUUUGUUAAACUUCUCUAUUUAAAGAGAUUUUAUUACUGAACAAAGAAGACAUUAUGUAUGAACUAUUAUUACUUUUAUGGAAUGAUGUUAUUGCAUUAUAUCUAUUUCUAGAAAAGUAAUUUAUAUAUUAAGUAUAUUAGGUUAAUUAAAGAGUUUGAGUUGGAAUAUUAAUCACUUUAAACUACAAUUUUCUUUUAAAUCUACUAAUUGCUUCCAGAUAUAUAAAAGGUUUAACAUUCUAUAAAAGAAUUCUAUCUAUUACAUUAUUACCAUAAAGUUGAUAAAUAAAUUAAGGAACAUUAUUGGAAAGAAAUAAAUGAAAAAAAAUUAGAUUAAAUUCAUAAAUACAAUUAAAUUGUUAAAAUUUCUACUACUAGACAUAAAUUAUAAUAGCAAGCAAGAAGAAAACAUUCAACUUUUACACCCUAAAAUAACUGCUAGUAAUAAUAUUUUUCUAAUACUACACUUGGUUAUCUAAAAAGACUCUCCACUUCUGAAGAUCCAUUUGAAAUUAGCGUAUAAGAAAACUUUGCGUAUCAAUUCACUCAAUAGUGA
Paramecium sonneborni is the source of this 1047-nucleotide messenger RNA. The record is from the annotation of a GenBank genome assembly. Lineage: Eukaryota; Ciliophora; Oligohymenophorea; Peniculida; Parameciidae.